AAUGGAAGUUUGAUAGGUGUAUUCGUACAGCGUAGCAAUCAACCAUGUUUAUUAUCAUCAGUUUUGUGUUGUGCUAUCAUUUAUUCUAAAAGUACCUAUGCAAAAAUGAUGUUCAGACAACAAUGUUACUUGAUCAUUAUUGCCUAUUUCAGUCAACUCAACCAAUCAUCUACUGUUUCUUCAAUAAUGAAAAUAUCCACUUCACCUGUAGAACUAAGAAGCUCAUCGAUACAUCAUAUACCAUCCGUUGAAAUAGCCAAACCAGUUUCCGAAGCUCCUUCAGUAACAACCGAAACAGUCCAUAAAAUCGCCAAUUCGACCAACACAACAAUGUCACCAACAACGGCUUCAUUGAAUUCUACAGUGACUUCAAUCUCAUCUCCGUUAACAACGAAGGUGUCGCCUCCAGCAAACUUGGAAAUCGACGAUAAGUGUCCCGCACUGAACUUUAUGCCUGAUCUGGAUAUUUUGACACAGGAUGAAUUAUUAUUGACAUUAACCGACAAUUGCAGGUACGACAGGCUCAUCAAACCACCUACACGUGAGCCGUUGGAAGUUUUGUUUCAAUUCGAUAUGAAUCACGUCGAAACCCCAGAUCACUUGCAACUGAAAGCACACAUGUUGGUCCAACUUCUCUACAACGAUAGCAGGCUGGCAUUUUCUCAUCUUUCACCGAACAGGUUAGCUAUUCUAGGCGGAGAAUCACUGAGAGAUCGAAUUUGGGUACCGCACAUCAUAAUUGACAAUGAAAGAGAAUCGAAUGUGAUGGGACUGGACGGCAAGGACGUGUCAGUUCAAAUCAGCCCGAAUGGAGAUGUCAUUUAUUCCUAUAGAAUGAGCACGACAUUCUAUUGUUGGAUGAACUUACAGAAAUUUCCUUUUGAUAAUCAAAUUUGCGAACUCAAAUGGGUUAGCUGGGAUUACAACGUUACGAAUCUGAUUCUGAAAUGGGAACGAACUCGACCAUUUUUGGUGGCGAGCAACCUCCACCUCACAGAAUUCGUUAUGGAGAAAAAGUGGACUGAUGAGACUGUGAUACAGCCAGCAUUCAAUAGGGGAGGUCUAGUUGGAAAUUACAGUUCAGUCGUUUUCAAAUUUCUACUACGGAGAGAAAUUGGUCACUACAUCAUGGACUACUACAUUCCUUCCAUACUUCUCGUUUGUACUUCUUGGGUAACAUUUUGGCUUCAAGCAGACGCAGCACCGCCAAGAGUAACAUUAGGUACCGCCACUAUGCUGUCAUUCAUUACACUCAAUGGAGGACUAUCUAAGAAUCUACCAAAAGUUUCCUACAUUAAAGCCAGUGAAAUUUGGUUUCUUGCAUGUUCUAGCUUCAUAUUUUUCUCGUUAGCAGAGUUCGCAUUUGUAAACGUAAUUUGGCGAAGAAGGAAAAAGGUCGAGCUGAAGAAACAAAACGGCAGAUAUAUACUGAAGGGAGCUUUGACACCUAGUUUAGCCAGGAAACAGAUGAGGAAAGCAGCAUCCAUGAAUACACUUCACAAGGCAAGGUCUUGCUCCAGUUUAGAUAAAGAACAGGAGGAGAAAAAUUCACAAAAUAAUUACUUAACAGUACACAGCUUCCCGAUACCUAAAAUAGCUGCCCUCAGCCAUGAUGAUCUCAUGGGCAGUAAGGGUGAUAGUAUCAUUUCCAUACCAAAUAGUGACAUGCAAACUCCAGAUCACCCUACGUGGACGACUAUGUCUCCACAGGAAGUGGCCAUGUGGAUCGACAAGAAAUCUAGGAUAGUGUUUCCAGUAACUUUUUUAAUUUUCAAUCUGUUUUACUGGUCAUUCGUUUAUGCUCUGUAACAAACAGGCGACACCAUUUUAGAAUCAAGAUGGACAUUUACUGAGAAGCCAGUAUUUUUCUACUGAGUUUUUUUAUACCAAAAAACGUGCCAACGAAUCUCGUAUUUGAUAUAAGGUUAGGGAUUAUGGAAAAAUCAGAAUGGUGAAAUUGACUUUCCAAUUAUUUCACGUUCUAUUAAAUAUUUGAUGGUUAUUUGAAAUAAUAUGUCAACGAAGUCUACCAUUGUAUAUAUAUAUAGAAUAAAUACUAAAAGAUACUACUUUACGAUUGCUAACAACAAUUCAUUUAUUUAUAUAUUCCAUAGUGUUCUUAUCAUACAAUCAUAAUCAUAAGUAUUAUAUCUUAUAAGGAAUUUAAUUUAUUUGGGGUGUUCUUUGACCUGAUACAACUACUUGAUAAUGAACAGAACGUUACAAGAUCCUAUAAGGAUCUUGUAACGUUCCUUAUAGGAUCCUAUAAGGAUCCUAUAAGGAUGUUAUAUUUCUUCCAUAAAUAUCAAAAUUUUUUCACAUUUUGCGAUAAAUGAAACAGAAAAUUCUUAUUGUUCGAAAAGUUCGUGACACAUGAAUGAUAGUUAAUAUUAUUAUGCAUUAGUUAUAAAUGUUUAUACAAACUAACGGAUCUUUCAAAUAAUUCAAUUCAGAAAAUCGUUUUACGAUGCAGAAAAACUCCGAAGUCGUCUCCACAAUUUAAUAUCACUCUCAGAUAUUAGAACGGUAAAACCAUCACUCAGUACAUGUU
Messenger RNA from Leptinotarsa decemlineata (Colorado potato beetle), 2551 nucleotides. RefSeq names its product cys-loop ligand-gated ion channel subunit. NCBI's taxonomy places the organism in Eukaryota, Metazoa, Arthropoda, Insecta, Coleoptera, Chrysomelidae. Gene Ontology annotation, molecular function: transmembrane signaling receptor activity; extracellular ligand-gated monoatomic ion channel activity. Gene Ontology annotation, biological process: monoatomic ion transmembrane transport. Gene Ontology annotation, cellular component: membrane. The record is from RefSeq and is a predicted model, not a curated record.